Chara braunii is the source of this 2087-nucleotide messenger RNA. The record is from the annotation of a GenBank genome assembly. NCBI's taxonomy places the organism in Eukaryota, Viridiplantae, Streptophyta, Charophyceae, Charales, Characeae.
ACAAUUUUGGUUCACAAAACGUCGAAAUUGUGACCAGGAACGUCAAAGUUGAAUUGAAUGCCCAAAGAGGUGACGGACGACUUUGCUAUGUCCUUUCACAAGCCUGUCUCUUAUACACAUCUAGAUGUGUAUAAGAGACAGGCUGUCAGCCAGGAAAGUUCUCAGAUCAGCGGUGCUAGGCUCGUGGCGAAGGUGUUGGCUCGUCUGGGUGUGAGGUACAUGUUCGGAGUGGUCGGGAUCCCUGUGACAGCUCUAGCCAGCCAUGCACAGUCUGAGGGCAUCAGGUACAUCGGGUUUCACAACGAGCAGGCGGCGGGCUAUGCGGCGAGUGCAGUUGGCUAUCUGACCGGGAUGCCAGGUGUAUUGCUGACGGUCUCCGGACCGGGAUGCGUCCACGGGCUGGCCGGGCUCAGCCACGCUCAGGUCAACUGCUGGCCUAUGGUGAUGCUGUCGGGGUCCUGUGCCUCGAAGAACGUCAGCAAGGGUGAUUUCCAGGAGCUGGACCAGAUGACAGCUGUCAAGCCGUUCGUGAAGUAUGCUGGGCGUCCGAUUAACAUCAGCGACAUCUGCCACGUGGCAGAAGCUGCAGUGAAGCAGUCGGUGGAAGGCCGUCCCGGCGGCACUUAUGUGGACCUGCCAGCAGAUCUAUUGCAAGGACACGUGUCGACAGACGAGGCAGAGGAUCUCCUGCGUUCUAUAAAUAGCAUCACGACCGUAAACAGCAGCAGCACCGGAGAGGGAGGAGGAGGGGUUGGGGUUGGGGGUGGGGGGGAGGGACCGUUCCCAGGCUUGAUCCAUGCGGCAGCAGCUCUGCUAACUUCAGCUGAGAGACCGUUGGUUGUCGUAGGGAAGGGCGCGGCUUAUGCGAGGGCUGAGGCUGAGGUUCGCCAACUGCUGGCCACCACGGGAGCCCCCGCCCUCGCUACGCCCAUGGGGAAAGGCAUCUUUCCAGACUCCUACGAUCGGUCGGCGGCCGCCGCCCGGUCGCUGGCCCUCAAGCAGUGUGACGUGGCACUGGUCAUUGGCGCCCGAUUGAAUUGGAUCUUACACUUCGGUGGUCCCCCCCGAUGGGACGAGAAGGUGAAGUUCAUUCUGGUGGAUAUAGACGCUGAGGAGAUCAAGAAGAGAAAUCCAGCCGUCGGGUUGGCAGGCGAUGCGAAGACUGUCGUCCGUCGGAUCCUCGAUGAGCUCUCGAAGCUUGGUACGGCACCCCUGCUGGAUUCCCACCCUUGGAUCUCUGCAAUCCAGGAGAAGGCGAGAGCGAACAUGGGGAAGAUGCAGCGAACCCUCUCCAAGGAUGUGUUCCCGAUGAACUUCCACUGUUCUCUCAGGGUCAUCAGGGAUGCCAUCAAGUCGCUUGGCGCACCAGAACCCAUCAUCAUAUCAGAAGGAGCAAACACCAUGGACGUUUCGCGGACCGUGAUCGAGCACGAACAGCCAAGGACGAAGCUUGAUGCCGGAACCUGGGGUACCAUGGGUGUCGGGAUCGGGUACACGAUUGGAGCAGCCGUGUCAGAUCCCAGCCGUCUCGUGAUCGCCAUUGAAGGGGACUCGGCAUUUGGAUUUAGUGCAGUGGAGGUAGAGUGUCCAGAGUAAUUUGGGACCCAGUUUGACAAUGUAUCCAUCCCCCAUUGAAGGUUAGUAGUGCUUGCUUGUGAGGCGCAGCGCAGGCUCUGUCGAAGUCGGUCUUCCAAGUCCGAGUUGUCUUUGUCAGUUGAUCGCUGAGUAUGAACAUAGACAUAGGUUCAGGAAAUGUACACGAUAAUACGAUAUCAGUACGUUCCGGUAGAAAGCAUGUAUUGUACAGAAGUGUCAGGACUGGGAAGUUGAGGGAGAAAAUUGCAAAGUGCCAAAUUUGUGGUGGUCGAAUUGUUUUUCGAUUUUUUUGUUUUUCUCUUUUCAUGCCAGUCUUUCAAACAAUCAUAUACUCGCACGGUGACCAGCUUGGAUGUCCAAUCGGUCUCGUUCUUUUUGUUUUAAUAGAAUUAGAAUUUGUAGAACAUUUCGUUUGAUUGUUUUAAGAGAGCAUUUCAUCGUCGGCUUGGCUCCUUGUCCUUUCCGGGGAGUUGAGUAUUGUGCACAUGUAA